Hemisphaericaspora subhashii is the source of this 1689-nucleotide messenger RNA. It is a transcript of the gene FRP2, whose product is annotated as Frp2p. The record is from RefSeq and is a predicted model, not a curated record. Lineage: Eukaryota; Fungi; Ascomycota; Pichiomycetes; Serinales; Debaryomycetaceae. Gene Ontology annotation, biological process: iron ion transport; intracellular iron ion homeostasis; copper ion import. Bases 1 to 1689 code for a protein of 562 amino acids. Gene Ontology annotation, molecular function: ferric-chelate reductase activity. Gene Ontology annotation, cellular component: plasma membrane. The transcript has a single exon.
AUGUUACUAUUAUUCCUUGUAUUUAUUAUCGUUGAUGUUCGUUUAUGCUACGUGGAAACUGCUGACAUAGACUACUUGGUUAGAUACUACGUUGUUCUGAAACGUGUUGCUAGAGUUGCCAUGGGAAAUAUCCCAGCCGUGUAUUUAACAGUCACCAAAAAUGAUUUUGUGACAGCCAUAACGGGCUUGUCUAAUGAUAUGUCCUUGUCGUUACAUUAUUGGUUUUCAAGAUUGAUUUUCAUAAUGAUCACUAUUCAUGCCGGUUAUGGUAUCUACUAUUGGCAGUUCGAUAUCAAGUCUCCAAAAAUGUUAGAUAUACCUCCACAAUACUUUGGCUAUAUUGCUUAUGCAUCCUUCUUCUUCUUGGUGUUUGCUAAUAUUAAAAUUAUAAGACAGUUUGCUUUUGAUUUCUUCAUGGUCCAUCAUAGAAUCCAUUCAUUUAUCAUGUUAUUGUUCGCAUUCUUUCAUAAUGGAGGUAAUAAAGCCAUGGUAAUCCUCGGAGUUCAUUUAUUAGUCGCUGACAGAAUCAUAGGUAGAGUAAUGGGAAUUAUUCAAAAACGUACCUCACCUACCAAAGGCUGGUCAGAAUUUGAAAUCUUAGAUGAGGAAACAAUGAGUGUUUCUAUUCCCAUUCGUAUCUCCCACCGAAUGGAUAUGGAGGCAUGGUAUAAUACUAUCAUCCCCAAAAAAGGAAAUUGGAGAGCUGGAUCAUAUGUUCUUUUGAAUGUCGGUAAGAUUAGUUUAUUCCAAUAUCAUCCAUUUACAAUUGCAAGUUUACCAGAAUCAGGAACAAUGGUCUUGAUUAUAAAGAAAAAGAAUGGAUUUACAAAGAAGUUAUAUAAUAAAGUAUUGGAAAUUAAGCAAAAGCAAUUAGAGGAAUGGGAUGAGACUGAAGAGGAUGACAAAAAUGAAAAGGGAAAGGUGGAUAUUGACAUCUCUCAAGAACCAUCUUCGGGUUCAUCAAAUGGGACAACUGCUGAUCGAGAUAGCUAUACUGAUAUUGAUUCACGCACACACCUUGAAGCUCAAGACGAUGAACCAGAAUAUAAGAAAGUAACUAAUCCAAAUAUUGUCAAACUCAAAGCUGGUAUAAAUGGUCCAUUCUUUGCUAAGUAUCAUCCCUAUAUUACUUUCGACUCAAUUGCAUUCAUAAGUAUGGGUGUAGGUUCUUCAUUUACCCUCCCCAUUGUUCUUGACCUUCUUCAAACAAUUGAGUCAAGAAAUCUUGAGAAUGACUUUAUAGGUAGACCCUUGAAUUCAUAUAUUCAUGUUUAUUUGUCAUUUAGGUGGUUACAAAACAUUAGUUGGUAUGCUGAUUUAUUUGAGAAAUUAUUGCCAUUCAUCAAUGAAGGGAAAUUGUUCGUGGAUAUUCAUAUAACACGUACAGAUUCUCUUAGUACGAUUACUAGAGAAUUGACUAGAAAUACAUACGAUGAUCACUCUCAUAAAUUUGCCGAGAAAUUGGUGUCAUCACUGAUUAACUUUACCUUUGGAUGUAGGUUAGAUCUUGACUCCAUUAUCCAACGUCAUGUAAGUUUGUUGUCUGUACCUGAAGAUAUGACUUAUAAGUCUUUGGGUGUUGCUAUUUGUGGGGUCGAAGAGUUUGGGAAGGAGGUAGAAGUUGCUUGUGAUAAAAGAAGAUGGGGUAAAGAUGUUCCUAAUAUUUACGUAUAUAAUGAGACAUUCUAA